AUGGGUUGGCCGGAGAGCAAUGACUCCAAGUACCUCUGGCGUGAGGGCGGUGAGCUUGCGCACCAGGCAUACGCGAACGUGGCCAAGGCCAUCUCGCAGUUUGAGCAGCUGUUCAUGAUCGCCAACCCGGGCAAGCCGGCUGCCAAUGCGCGCCGCGUCUUAAGCGACAGCCCCAACGUGACUGUCGAGGAGAUACCCAUCAACGACGGCUGGACCCGCGACUGGGGCCCCUCCUGCUUUGCGCGUGACGUGGACGGCCACCGCGGGGUUGCGGGAGUGCACUGGGACUACGACUGCCACGGCGCCCCCAACAAGAUCGCGCAGGGCCGCCCUGCUAUGAUGCCCAACUGGGACAAGAACGUUGCGGCCGGCCGCGCUCUGCUGACCACCAACGGGCUGCCGGUGUUCAAGGCACCUUUGCACCUGGAGGGCGGGUCGAUUCACAGCGAUGGGACGGGCACAAUGGUGGUCACCGAGGAGUGCCUGCUCGACCCCAGCCGCAACCCCCACCUGGACAAGGCCGGCAUUGAGAACAUCCUGAAGGAGUACCUGGGCCUGGAGAAGAUCAUCUGGCUGUGGCGCGGCAUGGAGGGCGACACCGAGGUCGUCAACGGCCACGUGGACAACUUGUGCUGCUUCAUCCGCCAGGGCCACGACGCCCUGGCCUGGAGCGACAACGUGGACGACCCUCGGACGGCGUAUGGGGAUAACGCAAGCAACAGCACCAUUUCCGCAAGCAGCAGCACCACAAACUACUUUGCUCCACACUGGGGAGCCAGCUUCCAAGCCACGAAUUACCCUCUCAACAAUGGCGAAUGGGCGCCAAGCAGCGCUCCUGCCAACAGCAGCGCCAUCUUCUACAUGGACACAUCCAACGAACUCAAGUACACAGUGAGGCUGCAGGCGCCCUUGCAGCCAGGGGAUGCAGUAACGAGCGUGGUCCUGGCGGGCUCAUACUCAAAUGACACUGGGGACCGCCCAGUCCUUGCAUACCUGUUCGGGCCCGAUGCAAGCCUGCAAGCACCAGCGGCAGUGGCUGACGGCUCAUCGCCGUGGGAGCUUGCCAGUGGCCUCUUGUACCCGGAGGACAUCCUGGACGAGUCGCCAUACCUUUUCAUAGAAAUCCCUGGGCGCUUGACCGGCAGCUACAGCGGCUACAAUGUUGACCCCCUCUUUGUCAUUGUGAACACACUCCAAACAAAGGAGGCAUUCAUUGCCGGGGUUGAGAACGGCCUGAAGCCUCUGAAUGUAGCAGCUCUGAAGUUUGUGGACCAGGACACGAGCAUAUUCAGGGACGCCAAUGCUAACGUCACCUCGUCAAGCGGUGUCACCGCAUCUGGCGGGAACGUGGUCACGAGCAGGGACCACGCGGAUGCAGCUUCGCCGGCGGCCGCUCCUGCCGCCGCAGCCGGCCCGGCCGGCGCGGCGUCAGCCGUGGUGGGCUAUGGGACCUCGACCUUCCACGUGGACCUGACGGCCUCGCCAGGCGUCUCCACCAACGCGACCGGGGUUGUGUACAUCAACGUCAACCCUCAAGAGAACAGCUUACACUACAGGAUCUUCCUGAGGGACCUCACGCCGUACGCGCUGGUGCGCAACAUCAGCUGGAUAGCCACUGACCAGGGCGGCCCCCGCGUGAUCAUGACCAAGAAGUUUGGCCUGCGCAACGGCCCCAACCCCAGCGGCGGCCUGGGAGUGCCCCCCGACGGCAAAAUCUUUGCCCUCACCACGGGCAAUAUCCCUGAUGAGAAUCUGCUGGGUGGCCUGGGCACAGACGACCUGGAGAUGUACCGAUACAAGAACAUUGCACGCGCCCUGCGCUACAACGCACUCGUCGUGCGCCUCAACAGCGUGGUGCACCCUGAGGGCCUCCUGGAAGGCACCUCGCGCAUCGGCCCUGCCUCCUCGGACUGGCCAGCCCCCAGCCUGUGAUCAGAGUGUAUCUGUCCACAAACACCGCCCUUCCACCGACUGGCAUGUCCUCCACAGCGUCCUGCAGCACUUUUUGCUUUCACAAGCGGUACAGGGUGUGAGGGGCGUUUCCUUGUCACGUCCUUCCUCGUGAUCGUAAAGGACAUCACUCUAGGUGAGUCUGACCUAUGCCUGGCGGCAUGUGCAGCUGGAUGUAGCUGAUGAUGGUCUCAGGAUAUAUGAAUAUCACCAGAGGGGGGUUUUUUGUUCCAGAUCGGCCUCUCUGUGGCCGAAGGAUUGCUGCUGAGCGAUCGCUGCAGAAUGGUCUUCACAGGUGGCUCAUGCGGCGAGCUGUUGUACAAGAAGCAUGUGUUGUAUGUGUGACAGUCUUGUAAGGGUGCUGGCCUGGGUUUGUUAUCAAGCCAGGACCACAGUCCAGUGAUGGCCGACCGACAGGGCCUCUCUUGCAUGGGGCCAAUCAGGAGGGCAGCAGACAGACAGACGCUGCUGUCCUGGAGUGUUAGGGAUGCCGAGAAGACUGUGCAGUCUUUCGCUAUCUCAAGGAAAGCUUGGAGAUCUCCAUGGUGGCACCUUUCAUACUCAGGUGAUGGGCGUGGUGCAUGCGUUCCUCUCGCAUUGGAGAGGGUGCAGACCUUACUAACUUAGGCCUAUCACUUGAAGAACGUGUGAAAUGAAUAUUCAGCUCUGUCUUAUAUUUGAUCUUCCUUUUUGGGGUGGUUGUCUUCUCACUUCAUUCAAUGACUGCUCAGCUGGCUGGGCUUGUGGGGUUUUGUGAGGCGCUCUAGAGGCCUGUUUGACAUGAUGUUUGGCACCAACUUCAGGCUGUCCAGGCAGCCGUGCUUAUUCAAAUACAUUUUACUUUUCAGAUUGCACAUAUUAAACCAAAGCUGCUUUUAGGAGGUGACACAUGACUGUGAAUGGGGUUCCGGAACAGCCAAGCUGUAAAUUUCCUUGCGAGAUU
Messenger RNA from Coccomyxa subellipsoidea C-169, 2893 nucleotides. RefSeq lists its product as hypothetical. Gene Ontology annotation, biological process: putrescine biosynthetic process. The transcript has 10 exons. The record is from RefSeq and is a predicted model, not a curated record. NCBI's taxonomy places the organism in Eukaryota, Viridiplantae, Chlorophyta, Trebouxiophyceae, Coccomyxaceae. The coding region runs from base 1 to 1932 and encodes 643 amino acids. Gene Ontology annotation, molecular function: agmatine deiminase activity; protein-arginine deiminase activity.